This is a messenger RNA of Falco peregrinus (peregrine falcon), 4188 nucleotides long. RefSeq lists its product as uncharacterized. The coding region runs from base 1 to 4188 and encodes 1395 amino acids. The transcript has 3 exons. Gene Ontology annotation, molecular function: aspartic-type endopeptidase activity; nucleic acid binding; RNA-DNA hybrid ribonuclease activity. Gene Ontology annotation, biological process: virion assembly; DNA integration; proteolysis. The record is from RefSeq and is a predicted model, not a curated record. Lineage: Eukaryota; Metazoa; Chordata; Aves; Falconiformes; Falconidae.
AUGAAAAUAAAAGUUCCGUUCACGGGCGCUGAUCUGAGAGAAUGGAAAGAGGCUGCCCGAGAAUACCGUAAUGAUCCGAUAAAGACGGCACAGAAUUUUAAAUUUCUAAUAAAACAGCACAAUCCUGACUGGAGUGAUAUACAAUUAUUAUUAGAUUGUUUGACUGAAACUGAAAAACAAUUAGUCAUAAAAACAGCGGGGGAUCUCGCAAAGGAACAUUAUAAUAUAAAGGGAGAUAAUUAUAGAGAAUGGUUUCCUUUGUUGGACCCGGAAUGGGACCCAAACCGAGCCGCUGAAAUGGGAAGAUUACAAGCAUACCAGGAAUGGAUAUUCAGAGGAAUGGAGAAAGCAAUUCCUAGAACAAUAAAUUGGGCAGCGUUAUAUGAGGUCAGACAGGGUCCUUCUGAAACACCUUCAGAAUUCUUAGACAGAAUAAGAGAUGCAAUGCGCCGGCACACGUCUCUGGACCCAAAUUCGGAGGUAGGCGCACAGCAACUAAUAUCCCUCUUUUUAGGACAAUCACAGGGGGAUAUUAGGCGCAAGUUGCAAAAAUUGAGACCUCCUGAAAAUAGAGACUUGGAAAAAUUAGUAGAGGAAGCAUGGAGAAUAUUUAGUAAUCGAGAAGAAGGUUACAAGCAGGACCAAAAGAAAAUAUUAGCAGUAUUAAUAAAAUUAAAAUUAGGAGAAGAACAGGAGGAGGUGGAAUUUUUAAUAGACACAGGAGCCACCUAUUCGGUUUUGAACCAGGCUUUAAUGCCUUUGGGAAAUGAUUAUGUUUCAGUAAAAGGUGCAACUGGCCAAACUGAAAAGGCUUAUUUUUGUAAACCUUUAAAAUAUAAGUUGGGAAAACAGAUGGGGAUCCAUAAAUUCCUAUUUAUGCCAAAUUCCCCAAAGGCCCUUCUUGGUAGAGACUUAUUAGAACAAUUGGAGGCAACAAUCAAAUUUAAAAAAGGGGAAGUUACUCUGGAGGUAAAUAAUCAUCAAUACAUACAGGUUAUGAGCCUAUCUCUGGCCAAUACUCCUAUAAAAAGGGAAAUUGAUACCAGGAUUAUUGAUCAGGUAUAUCCCGGAGUAUGGGCAAUUGACAUACCGGGACGUGCCAAGAAUGCAUCACCUGUAAUAGUAAAAUUGAAGGAUGGACAGAGUGCGGUAAGAAUUAAACAAUACCCACUGAAAAGGGAAGAUAGGGAAGGAAUUCGUCCAAACAUAGAGCGAUUCAUAGAACUAAAACUACUAAAAGAAUGUGAGUCAGAAUUUAACACACCUAUCCUCCCAGUUAAAAAACCUGAUGGGUCUUAUAGGAUAGUUCAAGAUUUAAGGGCCAUUAACAAAAUAACAGAGGAUCUGUAUCCUGUAGUAGCUAACCCCUAUACCUUACUUACCACCCUGACACCUGACCUAGCUUGGUUCACAGUUUUAGACUUAAAAGAUGCCUUCUUUUGCCUCCCUCUCCAUGAAGCCAGCCAAAGAAUUUUUGCUUUUGAAUGGGAAAAUCCCAGAAGCGGUCGAAAGACCCAGCUCACAUGGACGGUGUUGCCACAGGGGUUUAAAAAUAGCCCCACAAUUUUUGGAAACCAAUUAGCAAAGGAUUUGGAGUUAUGGGAACCACCGUCAGAAGAAGGGAAAGUGUUACAAUAUGUAGACGAUCUUCUUAUUGCAACCAGAACCGAAGAAUCUUGUAUUAUUUGGACUGUGAGUCUGCUGAACUUUCUGGGACUACAGGGAUAUCGAGUUUCUAAGAAGAAGGCACAGGUGGUGUUACAACAGGUCACAUACCUGGGGUACGAGAUCAGUGCCGGACAACGGGUCCUGGGGAAGGCCCGAAAAGAAGCCAUAUGCCAAGCCCCCCGACCACGAACUGUAAAGGAACUGCAGACAUUUCUGGGAAUGACAGGAUGGUGCCGGCUUUGGAUAUGCAAUUAUGGCUUGCUUGUUAAACCAUUAUAUUCCCUGAUAGCAGCUAACCAGAAGGAUCUUCAGUGGGAUGCUGAAUCAGACAGAGCUUUCCAUGAACUGAAGAAAGCCUUGAUGUCGGCACCAGCACUAGGACUUCCUGAUGUGAGUAAGCCAUUUUUCCUAUUUUCCCAUGAGAAACAGGGAAUGGCAUUAGGAGUACUGGCACAAGAUUUGGGACCAUACAGACGGGCAGUGGCAUACUUCUCUAAACAGCUGGAUGCCACUGCAAAAGGGUGGCCUGGUUGCCUGAGAGCAGUAGCAGCCGUCAUCCUAAACAUCCAAGAGGCCCGGAAGUUUACCCUGGGCCAGAAAAUGACUGUCUUAGUAUCCCACACAGUGUCUGCAGUCCUUGAAACAAAAGGGGGGCAUUGGCUCUCCCCACAGAGAUUCCUAAAAUACCAGGCCAUAAUGGUGGAACAAGAUGAUGUUGAGAUCGUGACUACAAACAUCGUCAAUCCAGCCUCAUUUCUUAAUGGGAAUAUUGGAGAAUCAGUCGAUCAUGACUGUCUAGAAACAAUCGAAGCCACUUAUUCUAGUCGGACAGAUCUCAAGGAUGUUCCUAUUAAUGGAGCUGAACAUUGGUUCACGGAUGGGAGCAGCUAUAUGCUGAAUGGAAAGCGACAUUCCGGAUAUGCUGUUACAACCUCUGAAGAAGUGAUAGAAUCGGGGCCGCUACCAGCUGACACUUCGGCACAGAAGGCUGAAAUCAUAGCCCUUACUCGAGCUCUGGAAAGAGCUCGGGGAAAACCUAUAAAUAUUUGGACUGAUUCUAAAUAUGCCUUUGGAGUGGUACAUGCUCAUGGAGCAAUAUGGAAAGAAAGGGGACUGUUAAACUCCCAAGGAAAAAUCAUCAAACAUGCGGAAGAAAUUUUGAAACUCCUAAAUGCGGUCCAGCUUCCUGAAAGGGUGGCAAUUAUGCACAUUAAGGCACACCAGAAAGUGAGCACAGAAUUGGAAAGAGGAAAUGAACUGGCAGACAGGGAAGCAAAACAGGCAGCCAGAAAAGCAAUCAAGGUAGAGGGUGCGCUAAUACCCGAUGGACAAAUAUCUCUAGAAGGUAAACCAGACUAUACAAAAGAAGAUCGCAAACUAAUUUCUGACCUAAAGGGAUCAUAUAAUGAGGAAGGGUGGGCUAUAAUCUCACAUGGGAGAAUAGUAAUUCCUUCCUACAUGGUAUGGUCAGUGGUCAGGGAAGAACAUAGAAAAAGGCACUGGGGGGCAGAAGCUCUAUAUAAGGAUCUCACUAAAAACAUAAUAGCACGAAAUUUGUAUACUACUAUUAGACAAGUAACCCAACAAUGUGAUCUUUGCCUCCAGACUAAUCCUAAGAUUACCAAGGGGCCAAAGUUGGGAAAAAUUGGGAGAGGAAAUGUUCCUGGGCAACACUGGCAGAUCGAUUUCUCGGAACUUCCUAGAAAAGGGGGGUAUCGAUAUUUAUUGGUACUAACAGAUACCUUUUCAGGUUGGCCAGAAGCCUUCCCGUGCAGAACUGCUAAAGCCCGGGAAGUGACCAAAAUACUACUCCAAGAGAUAAUACCUAGGUUUGGAGUCCCAGCGGUAAUGUCCUCGGAUAGAGGACCACAUUUUGUGUCCAGAAUAGUGCAACAAAUUAGCCACCAUCUAGGAAUAGAUUGGCAAUUACAUACCCCAUACCGACCACAAUCGAGUGGCCAGGUGGAAAAGAUGAAUCAUCUAAUCAAACAACAGAUUGUCAAGUUAGGCCAAGAAACAAAUCUAACUUGGCCCCAGUCUUUGCCAUUAGCUCUUACACGAAUUCGAACUAGACCGAGAGCAAAAGAGGGGCUUAGCCCAUUUGAAAUUUUAUAUGGACGACCCUAUGGGGUACAAAAGGGGAUGUCUUCACAGAUUGGUGAAGAAACAAUGACUUCCUAUAUGGUGGCACUAAACAAACAAUUAAUAAGAAUUGAGAAGCAUGUGAUGGGAACACGCAGUAGGGGUCUGGAUGGACCUGUUCACGAUAUACAACCAGGAGACUAUGUAUACGUUAAGUGUUUUGCAGAUAAAACCCUGGAACCACAGUGGACCGGACCUUUUCAAGUCCUACUCACCACCUACACUGCAAUCAAGGUUGAGGGACAGAAUUCUUGGAUUCACCAUACCCGGAUUAAGAAAGCCCCUGCAACUUCUUGGAAAGUAACCCCAGAUAAAAAAGAACUGAAACUCAAGGUGUCUCCUGAAAUCUUGGUGUUAUCCUUUUCAUUAUAUGUUUGA